Penicillium diatomitis is the source of this 2403-nucleotide messenger RNA. RefSeq names its product aconitate hydratase ACO2. The coding region runs from base 1 to 2403 and encodes 800 amino acids. Gene Ontology annotation, cellular component: mitochondrion; cytosol. Lineage: Eukaryota; Fungi; Ascomycota; Eurotiomycetes; Eurotiales; Aspergillaceae. The record is from RefSeq and is a predicted model, not a curated record. Gene Ontology annotation, biological process: tricarboxylic acid cycle. The transcript is spliced from 2 exons. Gene Ontology annotation, molecular function: aconitate hydratase activity; 4 iron, 4 sulfur cluster binding.
AUGGUGAGUCAGCUAGUUUGGAAGCAGGCUGCUGCCUCACGUCGGGUGGCUGCGCGCCUUUCUCCGCACCGGCUCUAUCGUGGCCUAGCCACUGAAGCCACCUCAUCUCGCAUGCCCCCGUAUGCGAAGAUUGUCCGCAAUCUUGAGACAGUGCGCAGAGUGUUAGGAUCAGAGCGGUCACUCACGCUCGCUGAGAAGAUUCUCUACGCUCAUUUGGGUAAUGUCGAAGAAUCCCUGCUCACCGGUACAAACAAUGGUCGUGAUAUCCGGGGCAAGGCCAACUUGAAACUCAAGCCGGAUCGUGUGGCCAUGCAGGAUGCCUCAGCUCAGAUGGCUUUGCUGCAGUUCAUGUCCUGUGGUCUGCCCUCGACUGCCGUGCCCGCCAGCAUUCAUUGUGACCAUAUGAUUGUUGGUGAGCGCGGUGCUGAUACAGACUUGCCUGCUUCUAUCCAGGGCAAUGCCGAGGUCUUUGACUUCCUUGAGAGCGCAGCCAAGCGCUAUGGUAUCGAGUUCUGGCCACCAGGCGCUGGUAUUAUUCACCAAAGCGUGCUGGAGAACUAUGCCGCCCCUGGUUUGAUGAUGCUCGGCACCGACAGUCACACUCCGAAUGCGGGUGGCCUGGGUGCCAUUGCCAUUGGAGUUGGUGGUGCCGAUGCCGUCGACGCGCUCGUCGACGCUCCUUGGGAACUGAAGGCUCCCAAGAUUCUAGGUGUCCGCUUGGAAGGCCAGCUUAGCGGCUGGGCUUCUCCUAAGGAUAUCAUCCUGCACUUGGCGGGUAGGCUGACCGUUCGUGGUGGCACUGGAUUCGUGAUUGAAUAUCACGGUCCGGGUGUUGAAACCCUCAGCUGCACGGGUAUGGCUACCUGUUGUAACAUGGGCGCCGAAGUUGGUGCCACUACCUCUCUUUUCCCCUUCUCGCCAAGCAUGGUGCCGUAUCUUGAAGCUACACACCGUGGUCACGUCGCUAAGGCGGCUGCUGAGAUUGCUGCAUCAGGCCCCGGCAAUCUUCUGCGAGCAGAUGAUAAGGCUGAAUACGAUCAAUUGAUCACCAUCAACCUCUGUGAGCUUGAACCUCAUAUCAACGGCCCUUUCACGCCCGACCUCUCUGUCCCUCUCUCCAAGUUUGCCGAUACUGUGCGGGAAAAGAAGUGGCCCGAGACCUUCGGCGCCGGCCUUAUUGGUAGCUGCACAAACUCCUCUUACGAGGAUAUGACUCGAGCCGAGGACUUGGUCAAGCAGGCAUCAGCCGCGGGUCUUAAGCCCAAGGCAGAUUUCUUCAUCACCCCCGGCAGUGAGCAGAUCCGCGCGACUCUUGACCGUGACCAGACUCUCAACACCUUCUCGGAAGCCGGUGGUGUUGUUCUGGCGAAUGCCUGCGGACCCUGCAUCGGUCAAUGGAAACGUACCGACGGCGUUCCCAAGGACGUGGACAAUGCCAUCUUUACUUCUUAUAACCGCAACUUCCCCGGUCGUAACGAUGGUAACCGAAAGACCAUGAACUUCCUGGCCUCGCCUGAGCUCGUCACCGCCCUCGCGUACUCUGGUAGCACCACCUUCAACCCAAUGAUCGACACCCUCUCUACCCCCAGCGGCGAGACCUUCAAGUUUCAAGCUCCUAAGGGCUCUGACCUUCCCAGUGCCGGAUUUGAGGAGGGCAACCCCAAAUUCCUUCCUAGCGCCGCCGUUCCGGACCCCUCCCAGGAGGUCAUCGUUUCCCCCACCUCGGACCGCCUUGCCCUCCUCGAGCCUUUCGCUCCUUUUCCCAAUGGCGACUUGACCAAUCUGAAGGUACUCUACAAGGUCAAGGGUCAGUGCACUACGGACACCAUUUCCGCCGCUGGCCCGUGGCUGAAGUACAAGGGCCACUUGCCCAACAUCUCUGCCAAUACUUUGAUCGGGGCGGUUAAUGCCGCGACUGGCGAGACCAAUGUCGCUUAUGACGAGAAUGGCAAACAGCACUCGAUUCCUGAGCUCGCUGAGCAGUGGAAGCAGCGCGGUAUUGAGUGGUUGGUCAUCGCUGAGGACAAUUACGGUGAGGGCUCUGCCCGCGAACAUGCUGCUCUGCAGCCUCGCUACCUGGGUGGUCGUGUGAUUGUAUCCAAGAGCUUCGCCCGUAUUCACGAGACCAACCUCAAGAAGCAAGGUGUGGUCCCCUUGACUUUCGCCAACCGCGAGGACUACGAUCGCAUUGACGCCUGUGACGUCGUUGACACCGUCGGCCUCUACGAUGUUCUCCAGGCCGGUGGCGAGGGCAAGGUCCAGCUACGUGUCACCAAAAAGAAGACCGGCGAGUCCUUCCUGAUUCCCGUGCAGCACACCCUGAGCAAGGAUCAGUCGGCGUUCAUCCUGGCGGGCAGUGCGCUCAACUUGCUGGCCAAGAAGGUCACUGCAGACGGCCAAUAG